AUGCUUGAUUUGGACCAAAUACUAGAGAGGCUUUACCAUAAGCAAAUUAUUGCAGAACCAGUGAUUGCAUACCUUUGUAGCUUGGCGAAAGAGUUACUAAUACAAGAAAGUAACGUUGUGCGUCUUUCCACUCCGAUAACUGUAGUCGGCGACAUUCAUGGCCAGUUUGAGGAUUUAUUAGAGAUUUUUCGUAUUGGAGGUCCUUGCCCGUUCACUAACUAUAUAUUCCUGGGCGACUAUGUUGAUCGUGGCUACUAUAGCGUCGAAACAAUCACUCUACUUCUGUGUUUAAAACUCAGAUACCCAAAAAGAAUUACCUUACUUAGAGGUAACCACGAAUCUAGAGGAAUUACCCAAACCUACGGAUUUUACUCUGAAUGCCUUAGAAAGUAUGGUUCUGCAAACGUCUGGAAGCAAAUCACAGACAUAUUUGACUUUUUGACUCUUGCAGCUACUAUCGACGAUAGUAUUUUUUGUGUUCACGGAGGGCUUUCACCCAGUAUCCAACACAUUAAUCAAAUUGUAGUACUUGAUCGCUUCCGAGAGUUCCCUCACGAAGGAGCCAUGGCUGAUUUGCUAUGGUCCGAUCCAGAUCCAAGUAUCCAAGAAUUUUCUUUAUCUCCUAGAGGUGCAGGAUAUUCCUUUGGAGAAGUGAUUGUUUCCAAGUUUCUUUAUGAAAACAACAUGGAUCAUAUCUUACGAGCUCAUCAGCUAUGUAGUGAGGGAUAUCAAAUAUUAUUUGAGAAAAAGCUAUCAACUGUUUGGUCAGCUCCUAAUUAUUGCUAUCGUUGUGCUAAUUUAGCCAGCAUUCUCCAAAUUGAUACGGACAAAUCUAAGUUUUUCAAUGUUUUCGACGCAGCCCCUAACCAAGAGAACCCGUACGUUGAACCAACCGCGAAGGCAACGGAAUAUUUUCUUUAG
Molecule: messenger RNA, 921 nt
Organism: Schizosaccharomyces osmophilus
Lineage: Eukaryota; Fungi; Ascomycota; Schizosaccharomycetes; Schizosaccharomycetales; Schizosaccharomycetaceae
Gene: ppa3
Product: serine/threonine protein phosphatase PP2A catalytic subunit Ppa3
Exons: 3
Coding region: 1-921 (306 amino acids)
Biological process (GO): peptidyl-serine dephosphorylation
Cellular component (GO): FAR/SIP/STRIPAK complex
Molecular function (GO): protein serine/threonine phosphatase activity
Source: RefSeq, a predicted model, not a curated record